AUGGAGCCCACCUCAGCCCCUGCCCACAGAAGGGCUGUGCCCUGGCACAUGCUCCUGCUCACAGCCUCACUCUUAACCUUCUGGAGCCUGCCCACCACUGCCCAGCAGUUCAUUGAUAUCCCUGUGGAGUCAGUGCCACCCGAUGCUGCUGAAGGGAAGGAAGUUCUUCUACUUGCCCGCAAAGUGCCAGAGAAGUUUUUACGAGACACGGGGACCUACCAUAUACAAGUCUUGACAGAGAAUGGUGACAUUGAAUAUGGAAAGGGAGAACUCCGUGUCUACAAGCCAGUGGCCCCGCCAUCCAUUCAAGCCACCCACUCUACAGUGAGAGAAGGUGCCGGCCCCGUAGUCCUGACCUGCCUCACAAGUAACACUGGGGUCUCCACUCGGUGGUACCUCAAUAAUAAGGAACUACAGCCCACAGAGAGGAGGAAGCUAUCUGUGGACAAAAGGACCCUCACCCUCCAGCCUGUCAGCAGGGCCGAUUGGGGGGACUACCAAUGUGAGGUGUCUAACCGCAUCAGUUCCCGUCGAAGUGCCCAAAGCAGUAUUCAGGUCUCCCUUGGGAGAUCAUGUCAGGAGGUGCCCCUAGAAUGUCCCCUGUGGUUGCGACAGGUCCCAGCUCUUCUCUUUGCCAAAGGGAUCCAGAAGCAGUGGUACAUAGAGCCCACCUCAGCCCCUGGACACAAAGGGGCUGUGCCCUGGCACAUGCUUCUGCUCACAGCCUCCCUCUUAACCUUCUGGAGCCCGCCCACCACUGCCCAACUGGACAGUAAAAUCCUUGUGGAGUUGAUGCCGCCCAAUGCUACUGAAGGGGAGGAAGUUCUUCUACUUGCCCACAACGUGCCAGAAAAGUUUUUCAACUUAGCCUGGCACAAGAAUGAAAACCUCACCCUGAUGGACGCGGGGAUAUACUACAUACAAGCCCCUACAGAAGAACGGACUUUUCAAGGCAAUACCACCCUACAUGUCAGAGCACGGUUACCUAAACCACACGUGAAAACCAACAACUCGAGCCCCUUGGAGCAGGAACCGGCUGUGGUAUUGACAUGUGAAUUCGAGAUUCCAAACAUGACCUAUCGGUGGUUCAUCAAUUCUCAGCCAGUCCAGCCCAACACCUGGCUGCAGCUGUCUCCAGACAACAAGACUCUGACUGUGUUCCACAUCACAAGGAAAGACACAGGGCCCUAUGUGUGUGAGACCUCGAACGUCUACCGCAGUGACCCACUCACCCUGAAUAUUUCCUAGCCAGUGGCUCAGCCUUCCAUCCAAUUCUCUAAUACCAAGGUGACAGACUGUGCAGACCCUGUGGUCUUGACCUGCCUUACGAGUGACACUGGGGUCUCCACCCGAUGGUACUUCAAUGAUAAGGAUCUGCAGCCCGCAGUGAGAAGGAAGUUGUCUGCAGACAACAGGACUCUCACUCUCGAGCUCUUCCAGAAGGAUGAUGAGGGGAACUAUCAGUGUGAGGCGUACAACGGCUUCAGGUCACAAAGAAGGUCACCUGCAGCUGCUCUUCCAGCCUCCAUCCCGGAUGAUGAGACCUGA
Molecule: messenger RNA, 1548 nt
Organism: Suncus etruscus (white-toothed pygmy shrew)
Lineage: Eukaryota; Metazoa; Chordata; Mammalia; Eulipotyphla; Soricidae
Product: carcinoembryonic antigen-related cell adhesion molecule 5-like
Exons: 11
Source: RefSeq, a predicted model, not a curated record